Molecule: messenger RNA, 2160 nt
Organism: Pieris rapae (cabbage white)
Lineage: Eukaryota; Metazoa; Arthropoda; Insecta; Lepidoptera; Pieridae
Exons: 2
Coding region: 1-2160 (719 amino acids)
Biological process (GO): DNA integration
Molecular function (GO): nucleic acid binding
Source: RefSeq, a predicted model, not a curated record
AUGCACGCUAAUAACUUGAAUCGCAUGAGCAAUGCAACUGCGCCGCUUGCUGGGCCUCCCGCUAAUAAUACACCUAAUUUACCUCCACGCAGCGACAAUCAGCCGAUUAAUAACUCAAAUAUUUCACUUUACAAAAUAACAGACUGUUUACCGGUGGCACAAGUUAAAAAGUCUUCGCUGAAACAUUUAAACAAUAUUACUUUGGCGGAUGACAAUUAUUUUCAUCCGUCAGAGAUAGAGAUACUUAUUGGUGCACCGCAUUACGCCGAUAUAAUGUUGUCGGGUCGUGUUACGGGCGCACCUGGCACUCCUACCGCUUUCGAAACAAUAUUCGGGUAUAUUAUCAUCGGUAACGUCCCCUUAUUGGGUUCUGAUUGCACCAAUAACUGUAACAGUUAUACCGCUAUUUCGCUAUGUUCUAUAGUAGAACAACCGCAGUUAGAAAAUUUAAUUAAAAAUGAAAAAUUUCACCAUGUUGCGGGUGAUCAAAAUCCUAGUGAUUGUCUAUCUCGCGGCUUAUCACCCACUGCAUUUAUAAAUAAUUCUACUUGGUUUACUGGCCCAAAAUGGUUAGAACUGGAAUCAUCUGAGUGGUCAAUUACAUCUCUAAACUCUGAAACAGCUGUUGAUAUAGAAGAAGAAAGAAAAAUAGUCUCUAUUCCUGCUACAGUGUGGAGUGAUCCAAACCCAAUUUUAGAACUGUCUCAUCGAGUUUCUUCUUGGUUAUUGUUUCUCCGUACAGUGGUAUGGAUAUACCGUUUUCUCAAAAGACUUCCUAGAUCUACUAAUGUCUCUGCUGACGAUAUUAGUUAUGCUGAAAUACAGAUAUUUAAGGUUUUACAAAAGGUAUAUUUCUAUGAUGUCAUCCAUAGCCUUAAAACUAGUGGCCGCUGCUCGCGUUCUAUUCAAAGAUUAUGUCCCUUUCUAGAUGCUGAUGGGUUGAUAAGGGUUGGUGGUAGAUUAAAAAAUGCCAAUCUACAGUAUGAUCAGCAGCAUCCUAUUUUGUUACCGCGAAAGGACAGGAUACUUGAGUUAAUUAUUUCCUAUUAUCAUCGUCAUAACUGUCACGCUGGUCCAGUCACUUUAAUGGCGAUUCUUCGACAACGUUAUUGGAUACUAUCGUGCCGCAGCAUAGUGCGAUCAGUUAUACAUAAAUGUAACUUUUGUUUUAAAGCAAAUCCUCAUCCUAUUAUACCGCUCAUGGGUGACUUACCAGACUAUCGUGUAAACGAAUCUAAAGCUUUCGUCCAUACCGCUGUAGACUAUGCUGGUCCUAUUUCAAUAAUUCCUUAUCGAAAACGUGGAGUCCGCUCUAUGAAGGCUUAUCUUUGCAUUUUUGUUUGUAUGGUGGUUCGAGCUGUACACGUUGAGCUUACUACAGACCUUAGUACCAGUUCAUUUCUUUCUGCAUUCAAGCGAUUUAUUGCGCGUCGUGGCGCUAUUUCUGUUCUUUAUUCAGAUAAUGCAAAGAAUUUUGUUGGAGCAAAAAAUGCAUUAUCAGAUAUAUUUACACUUACAAACUCGAUUGAAUUCCAUGAUACAUUUGCCACUGAGCUUGCAAAUAAUCGUAUACAGUGGAAGUUCAAUCCUCCUCGAAGUCCUCAUUUUGGUGGCUGCUUCGAAAUAUUUGUUAAGGCUUUUAAGAACCAUUUGCGUCGUGUGGUAGGUGAACAGUUACUAACGUAUGAAGAAAUGUUAACUGUUCUUACACAAAUUGAAUCAGUUAUCAAUUCUCGACCGCUUACACUUUUAAGUGAGGAUCCAUCUGAGCUCACAGCUUCAACUCCAGCUCACUUCUUGAUGUCAUCACCAGUAAAAUUUAUACCCGCUAGAAUGAAAGUAGAUGAUGAACCAGUUUCACUUUUAAAACGAUAUGCGUUGUUGGAUGGUAUGAUACAAUCAUUCAGUAAUCGAUGGAAAUUGGAAUAUCUCCAUUUGCUACAGUCGAGAACAAAAUGGAAUACACAAGCCAAUCCUGUCACAAUAGGUACAGUUGUAGUUAUAGUGACAGAUAACGUUUCUCCACUUUCUUGGCCUUUAGGAAAGGUAAUGGAAAUUUAUCCCGGAAAAGAUGGAAUUUGUAGAGUAGUUUUAGUCAAAACUGCAACGGGAAUUUAUAAAAGGCCUAUUGUGCGUUUAUGCCCAUUACCGAACCAAUAA